ACAGUGACAGCAAUAACAGCAGCCCCGUGCAGUGAGAGGGGAGCAUGCACUUUGGGCGGUGUCAACGGGGGCGAGGGAGCGGCUGCUUCCUGGAAGAUGGGGAUUAGUCAGCUGCAGCAGGCAGGGGAUAGCCUGAUUUGGGCGCCAUUUCAGAAUAAAGUUGGCUCUCUCUUCCGGUAUUUGAGCUUACAUUGAAGAUCAAAUUAUCCCCGUCGCAGUAUGUUGUUUCUAUAUUAAAUCACUACAGAAAUUGACCAAUAUAUAUACGUAACAUGGAGAUGUAAGACAGACAUGAAGGUAAUUAAGCAUUCUGAGGAGACAUUGAAAACAGCUCUGAUCUCCAAGGACAGACAACUUUUGAAGCUUUAUGAGAAGUUUGAUCCCAAGGAGAAGCAUUUGCUGAAUGAAGCAUUUCAACCAGGCAGUGCUCUUUUUAAGCCUAUAACUCUGCAUUCUGAAUCAGACUGGAUCUCUUCACAUCCAGAACCCACCCAGGAUUUUUCACAGUUUUAUCAUGACCCCUGCAGAAAUUUGCCAACCCCACAGAAGAGAAAGAUUUACAUCCAGCCCAUUGGUUCUUUUGGAGAUGCCAAAGUUAGCACAGAUGUCUACUUGAAAUGGCUGAGAGAUUACUGUGAAGCAUUUUACUACAACCUGACUGUAAGGAUCCUAGACCCAAUGCCUGUUUCACACACAGGUUGUGCUUUUCGAAUCAAUGAAUACACACAAAAUCUGCAAAUUCAUGCAGGGUAUCUCUUGAAUUACCUAAAGAAAAAAAAGCCAAAGGAUGCUUUUUGCAUUGUGGGAAUAACCAUGAUAGAUCUUUACCCGAAGGACUCUUGGAAUUUUGUCUUUGGACAAGCCUCCUUAACAGAAGGGGUGGGGAUCUUCAGCUUUGCCAGAUACGAUAGUGACUUCUACAGUGCAAACUACCAGGGCAGAUUGAAAACAACGAAAAAGCUUCCUGCAGCUGACUAUUCUGUGUUUGAUGGUUACUAUACACCUGAGAUCACUAGUAAACUGCUUCUGAGAUCCUGCAAAACUUUGACUCACGAGAUUGGACACAUCUUUGGGCUCCAUCACUGCCAGUGGUUAGAGUGUGUUAUGCAAGGAUCUAAUCAUUUGGAGGAAUCAGACAGACGUCCUUUAGAUCUUUGUCCUAUUUGCUUGCGCAAGCUGCAAUCUGUACUUGGGUUCAGCAUUCUGGAAAGAUACAAGGCCCUGCAGAGAUGGAUAGAGGAUAAAGCUAAUGGAACGGAAGAAGGGCACAGCAGUGAAGCUAGAGGAGGAUUGCCAAAGCCGGUGGAAUCAUUUACAGAAAGUUAUGAGUUGCUUAUGAAAUGUUUAGACAUCCUCCAGAAAUAGGUUUGUUACGCAGGUUCAAAGGGAAUGCUCUUAUUCCAAUGGUAUAAUCACUACUAAAGUGUGGCGAUGAAUUAAAUAUAUUUUAAGUUGAAAGCUAAAAACCUUACAGUAAAUAUUUAAGCUGUUUGUUCUA
Molecule: messenger RNA, 1498 nt
Organism: Crotalus tigris (Tiger rattlesnake)
Lineage: Eukaryota; Metazoa; Chordata; Lepidosauria; Squamata; Viperidae
Gene: AMZ2
Product: archaelysin family metallopeptidase 2
Exons: 7
Coding region: 292-1365 (357 amino acids)
Biological process (GO): proteolysis
Molecular function (GO): metallopeptidase activity
Source: RefSeq, a predicted model, not a curated record